AUGGAACGACCUAUUGGGAUGGGUGGUCACUUCACCAAUGUAUUCAAAGACGACAAAUUUCUACAAUGGCGCCUGGUGCCUUUCAUCUUGGUCUGGGUGGCCUUUGCAGUCUUGUUGCUGAUAUGGAUCUUCAUUACCUUCAUCGUCCCUCAUCCACGAAAACCCCGCCCGUCCGAGAAGACAUUCACAACCGUUGACAAGACGGGCGAUGUGACAGAUCCAGAACCGUUGCCGUGUUGGUACGAUGCAGCCCUACAAAAGUAUGUCAAGGCGAAGCAAGAAAACCCAGACACAGAACUCGACGUGGAGAAGGAGAUUGAACCCGCGGAAUUGUUUGUGACCCUGGUCAUUCCAGCGUUCAACGAGGAGGAUAGACUGACGGGGAUGUUGGAGGAGGCCGUGAACUUUCUCGAGACAGAGUAUGGGACGUCUUCCACCACGUCCAGGGUGGACAAAGAAGCAGGACAAACACAGGCCAAUGGUCCGCGGCGCAGGAAAGCGAACGGCGGUGCUUCGCAAUCCAAACAACAAGAGCCCCUUCGUGGCUGGGAAAUCAUCCUGGUCGACGACGGCUCGACGGACGACACGCUCCUCAUCGUCCAGACCUUCUCUCGCAAACACAUCCUCCAUCCUCACCCCCGCCGUGACUCGGGCCCCUGGACCCAUCGGUCUCCAAUGGGUGUGAAAAUCCCUCAGGGAUCCAUCCGCAUGGUCUCGCUGGAAGAAAACCGCGGCAAGGGCGGCGCCGUGACGCACGGCAUGCGCCACGCCCGCGGGCGAUACGUCGUUUUCGCGGACGCGGACGGGGCAUCCAAGUUCUCCGACCUCGAGAAGUUGGUGAGGGCAUGUCAAGAGGUCGAGGACGCCGAGGGCAGGGGCAUCGCGGUCGGGUCGCGGGCGCACCUGGUCGACUCGGAAGUGGUGGUCAAGCGGUCGAAAGUGCGGAACUUCCUCAUGCGCUGCUUCCACAUGUUGCUCUGGCUCAUGACACCGCCAGCCACGGCGCGGAUCAAGGACACACAGUGCGGCUUCAAGCUGUUUUCGCGCCCGACGCUCCCGUACAUCGUCCCGCACAUGCACAUGGAAGGGUGGAUCUUCGACGUCGAGAUGCUCAUGCUGGCCGAGUUCGCAGACAUCCCCGUCGCCGAGGUCGCGGUGGGUUGGAGAGAGGUGACGGGCAGCAAGUUGAAUCUGGUCAGGGACUCCCUGGGCAUGGCGUGGGGUCUGGCCAUCUUGAGGUUUUGCUGGGCCACCGGCAUCUUUAGGCGGUGA
Molecule: messenger RNA, 1272 nt
Organism: Fonsecaea nubica
Lineage: Eukaryota; Fungi; Ascomycota; Eurotiomycetes; Chaetothyriales; Herpotrichiellaceae
Exons: 2
Coding region: 1-1272 (423 amino acids)
Cellular component (GO): endoplasmic reticulum membrane
Source: RefSeq, a predicted model, not a curated record